CUGCAGCCUGGGGAGAAGGGUGAGAAUUCAUACAACUAGAAAGAUAACUCUGUGUAAGGAAGGAGAAGUUUUUGACUGAAGACUCUAUGCACGGUAGUUCUUUCCACAGAGAGCUAACUGAUAUUUGAAGAAGCUUUUUAUUUCUCCAAGAAAAAUAUGAUGUAUUUUUCCCAAGCCUCACUUUUGUUCUUAAAUACAUUUAUUUUUAUUUGUGGAGAAGCUAUACAAGGUAACUGUGUACAUCAAUCUACGGAUUCUCCGGUAGUUAACAUUGUAGAAGAUGUAUCUAAUGCAAGCAAUGAAAGUAAAAGUAAUGAUACUGUUUAUAAGGAAGAUUGUGAGGAAUCAUGUGAUGUUAAAACUAAAAUUACACGAGAAGAAAAACAUUUCAUGUGUAGAAAUUUGCAAAAUUCUAUUAUUUCUUACACACGAAGUACCAAAAAACUACUAAGAAAUAUAAUGGAUGAGCAACAAUCUUCCUUGGAUUACUUAUCUAAUCAGGUUAAUGAGCUCAUGAAUCGGGUUCUCCUCUUGACUACGGAAGUUUUUACAAAACAGCUGGAUCCUUUUCCUCACAGACCAGUUCAGUCACAUGGUUUAGAUUGUACUGAUAUUAAAGAUACCAUUGGUUCUGUCACCAAAACACCAAGUGGUUUAUAUAUAAUCUAUCCAGAAGGAUCAAGCUACCCAUUUGAGGUAAUGUGUGAUAUGGAUUUCAGAGGAGGUGGAUGGACUAUAAUACAGAAAAGGAUUGAUGGGAUAAUUGAUUUCCAAAGGUUGUGGUGUGAUUAUCUGGAUGGAUUUGGCGACCUCUUAGGUGAAUUCUGGCUAGGACUAAAAAAGAUUUUUUACAUAGUAAAUCAGAAAAAUACCAGUUUUAUGCUGUAUGUGGCAUUGGAAUCUGAAGAUGACACAUUUGCUUAUGCAUCAUAUGAUAACUUUUGGCUAGAAGAUGAAACAAGAUUUUUUAAAAUGCACUUAGGACGGUAUUCAGGAAAUGCUGGUGAUGCAUUCCGGGGCUUCAGAACAGAAGAUAAUCAAAAUGCAUUGCCUUUCAGCACAUCAGAUGUUGAUAAUGAUGGAUGUCGCCCUGCAUGUCUGGUGAGUGGUCAGUCUGUGCAGAGCUGCAGUCACCUCAAUAACAACACUGGCUGGUGGUUCAACCAAUGUGGUCUAGCCAAUCUGAAUGGCAUUCAUCACUUCCCUGGAAAAUUGCUUGCAACUGGAAUUCAAUGGGGCACAUGGACCAAAAACAGUUCACCUGUCAAGAUUAAAUCUGUUUCAAUGAAAAUUAGAAGAAGUUACAAUCCAUAUUUUAAGUAAUCGUGUUUCAAAUUAUCAAUAUAAUGCAUGUUCCACAGUUGUUUUGGAUAAUACAUGAAAGAUUUCACAUAGCUUCUCUUUUUAUUGAGUGUUUCAAACAUUUAAGCCAACAUUUAACUAUAGAUGACAACUAAGGGGUUAAGAGCAUAAUUAGAAAUCUUUAAUUUUGUAAAGUUUUGUAAAAGAAAACAUGGCUCAAUGUACGCUUUUACUACUAACUAUAUUAACAAUAUGUAAUAAAAUUUGUUUUAAGUGAAUUACAACUUGUCUUCCUGGAGUCUAUUAUCCUUUUAAAGGAUUUUCCUUUUUCUGUAAAGCAUUAAACCAUACUAGAUUCUUAGAACAAUUGAAGACAGCAUUACAUCCAUUUAUAUGUUCAUUCUAAAUAAUCUAUAGACAAUUAUAAGGAAUAACUUUGUGCUUUUAUUAUAUAAACUUCACAUGGUUUAAAAACCUUACUAUUUCCAGGUGAUUCCAUAGUAUUUUAUAAGUAAUAAAAGUUUGUUUGCAAAAACAAGUCCUUCUUCUUUUCACAUUUUAUUGUAGUUAAUAAUUUUAUUCUUGUUUUUAAUAAAUUUACUGUACAUUUAUACCCUGAUCAG
Hipposideros armiger (great roundleaf bat) is the source of this 1925-nucleotide messenger RNA. RefSeq names its product angiopoietin like 5 (gene ANGPTL5). NCBI's taxonomy places the organism in Eukaryota, Metazoa, Chordata, Mammalia, Chiroptera, Hipposideridae. The record is from RefSeq and is a predicted model, not a curated record. The coding region runs from base 157 to 1323 and encodes 388 amino acids. The transcript has 9 exons.